Williopsis jadinii is the source of this 1585-nucleotide messenger RNA. RefSeq lists its product as uncharacterized. The coding region runs from base 146 to 1483 and encodes 445 amino acids. The record is from RefSeq and is a predicted model, not a curated record. NCBI's taxonomy places the organism in Eukaryota, Fungi, Ascomycota, Saccharomycetes, Phaffomycetales, Wickerhamomycetaceae. The transcript has a single exon.
CGUCGUGGAGUUGGAAGUUGGUGGGCAAAAAGGUAAACAAACGCGACGCGAAAACACGCGUUCCGUCAACACACAACAUCAGAGCCAGAGCAGACGCGUUGCUUAGAAACCGUACCAGGGUACGACCCCAUAGUUGCUUUGCGAGAUGUUCAAGAAGGAUGCCUCCAUGGCCUUCAGUGAGCUGAGGGUCAUCUCUGAUGCGAAUUCUGUCCCGGUUCCGUACGGUGGCUGUAAGGUUAGGUGUAUCUUGAUGCUGUGCUCAUGGGACAGUUCGCUUUCGCUGGUGACACUGACUGACUUCACAAAGGUGAACGGCUCCCAGUUCAUCAAGGCGUCUGUGCCUGCUGAGCGUGUACGAGCUGUUGAAGAGCUAUGUGGUGCGUAUGGCGGCUUUACUGAGUUCCUCUCGAAGGGGCAACUUGUGCUAUUGAAGUGUACUUUGGUGUGUUCCAAGCCAUUGGAUCGCUACACGUUCCAGUUGGACAGCUUUCAAGUCUUGAACAACAACCCGAUGUCUGUCUUUGGCAUGAGCAAGAAGAUGAAGUCCAAGGUGAAGCUUUUGGUAUCUUCUCUGAGCAGCUUGGGGUAUCUUCAGAUUGUGAAGAAUGGCGACUUUCAAGGCAUACUGGAUAUACUGUCUAGGAAGCGGGAUUCCAUCACGGAGGAUUGUAAUGAGAAUCCUAAGAAGCCCAAGAUUGUCAAGAGUAGUAUCCCAUCUAUCUGCUCGAAUGAAGCGCCCUUUGUGAACCCUCUAUUCGUCCCAGCGGUGAAUAUAACACAGAGCACUACUGAUUCCAUCAAGUUUGAAACUCAGUUCUUGGAAACGCAAGCUGACACGAUAGAGCAGGAUAGUGGUGCUUCAUCCCUGGACAGUGAUAGUGACUGUGACCAUGACGGUGUACAAGAGAGGACCGCCACUGUACAGCACCAUGUAGUACAGGUGGAGACUUCAAACUCCCUAGAGAUGACACCAUCGCAGAAAUUACAACUGUCCAACAGCAAUGAGCUGGUCACAUCGCCCACGGCCAGAAACUCCGGUGAAGAAGUGAUAGACACCGAUCCCUUUGCGAUUGAAAACAUCAUGCUUCACACCGAGUUCAGCCCAGAGGAAGUGUACUACUUCCCAGGUUAUAUCAUUGGCAUCGAUCCAUUCGACAUCGAGCUCUACAACCACCGAUUCCAAGGCGAAAGAACGCUCAAUAAUUUCCAACUCAUCGUGUCGAACCUCCAUGAAAAGCACAAGACCUCGUCAAUCAACAGGAACUGCCUCAGCCUACGCUACGAAGGACAAGAUGUCUACGAUUUCCUAGGAGUUCAGCAAGGCCAGCUGAGUCAAGAAGGUGAUAUCCGAUCUCUAAUGGACAAACUACUACGAAUGCAGCGGCGGUUCACCUUCCGCAUAGCGAGAAGACAUAAGCCCGUCCAUGGAGUUACACUGAGCUAUUGGGUUUGUCUCGAUACAUUGCGAGACAUCCUAGCAUAGACGACCGAGUUGACAAAUACAGCGUGAUGUUGAUGUUUGCGUAAGAAGUGCCCGGUGCAGCGUCCCGGGCGCUCACGGAGAGCGGACGGGCAGCAAAAAAAU